Molecule: messenger RNA, 3920 nt
Organism: Dothidotthia symphoricarpi CBS 119687
Lineage: Eukaryota; Fungi; Ascomycota; Dothideomycetes; Pleosporales; Dothidotthiaceae
Product: elongator complex protein 1
Exons: 8
Coding region: 18-3920 (1300 amino acids)
Biological process (GO): tRNA wobble base 5-methoxycarbonylmethyl-2-thiouridinylation
Cellular component (GO): elongator holoenzyme complex; cytosol
Molecular function (GO): protein binding; tRNA binding
Source: RefSeq, a predicted model, not a curated record
CCUCACAAAUCGCUACCAUGCGGAAUCUUAAAAUUGUGGCGAGGUCGCUGCUGCGAUUCUCUGGGGAAAAUCCGUUACCCCUCACUGCCACAGCUUGGGACGCCACAUCGAAUGCGCUCAUUUGCGCGUUUGGACCUUCCGAAUCACGUGCAGCCAUCGAACUCAAACGACUACAUUACACUCGCAACGGCGCUGAAGAUCGACUUGAAAGCAUUGCUGCGUGGGAUGCGCCGUGUCCACUACCAUCGCUUACCCAUGACUCGGUAUUGAGCCUUCACCAUUUUGCGGAUACGGCGACAUCAUGUCUGAUUUUGGCCGGAGGAGACAUCAUUCUAAUCAAAGAGGACCCGAACGAAGAGCUAGUUGAGAUUGUUGGAUCAGUCGAUGCUGGGAUUUCGGCUGCAGCCUGGUCGCCAGACGAGGAACUCCUCGCCAUCACAACACAAGCCGACACACUCCUAUUGAUGAGCCGCGAAAUCGAGAAUAUCGCAAGCGUUACACUCACACCAGAAGAUGUCAACGUUUCGAGUCAUGUCUCUGUGGGAUGGGGGAAGAAGGAGACGCAGUUCAAGGGAAAGAGAGCAAGAGCACUGCAAGACCCUACCGUUCCAGAGACAGUUGACGAAGGAAUCCUGAGUCCAUUCGACGACCGCUCUGUGACUAUCAGCUGGCGAGGCGACGGAGCAUAUUUUGCAGUGAGCAAAGUUGAGCAAGAGCAACGCCGUAUGAUCCGAGUCUAUUCAAGAGAAGGGCAACUAGAUAGCGUCAGCGAACCAGUGGACGGUCUUGAAGGAGCUCUUAGCUGGAGACCAUCUGGUAAUCUGAUCGCUUCUAUCAAGCGUGCUAGCGAUAAACUCGAGGUGGUCUUCUUUGAACGAAAUGGGCUUCGUCACGGCCAAUUCGACUUGCGAUUUACCACAGAAGAACUUGACGCACUGGUCGCACCUCUCACGCUCAAGUGGAACAGCGAUUCCAACGUUCUGGCCGUGUCGUACUCAAACAGAGUGCAGCUAUGGACUAUGAGCAACUACCAUUACUAUCUGAAACAGGAGCUGGCCUUCCCGGAGACCGCUGCACAGACAGUCGUAUGCACAUGGCAUUCAGAGCGACCGCUAGCGAUAGCUCUGUCAACUCCAGGCGCACUUCAAAUACUUGAGUAUCUCUCAGCGACAGCAGCGGGUUCAGUCGCACCACCGAAUGAUUUCGGGAUGAUUGCGUCGAUUGAUGGAUUGGCUUUGAAACUCACGCCGCUGAGAAUAGCAAACGUUCCACCCCCCAUGUCACUGCACACUCUUGCGCUCGAGCAGAAGCCCAUUGACGUUGGGCUGUCCUCAUCAGGAACUCGACUUGCAGUCCUCUCAGAUAAAGACCUUGCCGUGUAUGCUCUCGACAUGCACAAACGACCUCUGCCUAAACCCGCUCUUCUCUGGCGAAGCGACGCAGUUCAAAACCACUCCCCACGGCAUGUCAAUUUUGUUGGGGAUGAGCAGAUCUACGUUCUCACAGACAGCUGGGACGAGGAUGAAAGCUGCCUUUGGAGGAGUGAAGGAGAGGAGUUGCUCCCGCAAGGACCUAUAGUUGAGGCAGAAAGUAUAUCCUCGCUGACGUUCAGUACGGAUUUCGAGAAUCUCUACACACAAUUUGCGAACGGCGCGUUGCAUCAAAUUAGCACGAGUGGGGCGUCGAGCGAUCUACCUCCUGAGACUUAUCUUGUUCACAAGUUCCCCUCAUUUGCUCCUGAAGUCAGAGUCAUUGUUCUCGAUGAACAGACGCUGGCUUUCGGCUUGACCAAGAGCGGUGUUUUGUUCGCAAACGACCGGAUUCUUGUCAGGAACUGCACAUCAUACCUAGUCACACCGGCUCAUCUCAUAUUCACGACAUCGCAGCAUUUAAUCAAGUUCGUGCAUCUCACCAGCGCAGGUGAACUCGAAGUACCCGCAGAUGAACCGCAGAAAGAUGAACGUUGUAGAAGCAUCGAGCGAGGUGCCAAGCUCGUCACCGUGAUGCCGACAACUUACUCGGUGGUACUCCAGAUGCCAAGAGGAAAUUUGGAAACCAUUUAUCCACGAGCACUUGUACUGGCCGCCAUCCGACGCAGUAUCGAGGCCGAACGAUACGAUGAGGCGUUCCUCGCGUGCCGAAACCAGCGUGUAGACAUGAACAUCAUUCAUGACCAUGAUCCUGAUCGUUUCAUGGCCAACGUUGAGAAAAUCUUGACACAAAUCAAGCGGAUAGAGCAUAUUGAUCUGCUUCUCUCGCAGCUUCGCAACGAGGACGUGUCAGAAACGAUGUACAAGGAAACACUCAAGGCGAAAGACCUGGUUACUAAGUCUAGGCUAUCACAGCAACAGAUCGAUACCAAAGUCAACUCUAUCUGCGACGCUUUCCUGGCGGUACUUGAGCAAUCUCAGUACAAGGAAAAUCACUUGCAAAACAUCAUCACAUCUCACGUUUGCAAGGUGCCACCAGCUUUGGAGGCCGGUCUUGACAUGAUUGGAAGGUUACAAUCUUCUCAUGAUCCGCUCACGGAGAAAGCUGCCGAGCACAUCUGCUUUCUUGCGGACGUCAACCAACUAUAUGACACUGCGCUAGGAUUGUACAAUCUAGACCUUGCCCUACUUAUUGCGCAACAGUCACAAAAGGAUCCUCGCGAAUAUCUCCCCCAUCUCCAGUCUCUCCAGGACUUGCCACAGCUUCGUCGCCAGUUCAAGAUCGAUGACCAGCUUAGCCGACGCGCAAAGGCUCUCAUACACCUCAAAGAUCUGCAGGCGUUUGACGAAGUUCAAGACUACGUCCAGAAACACGCUCUGUACCCUGAGGCCUUGAGCAUGUACCAGUACGAUGCAACUCAUCUGAAAGAGAUCAUGCGUCUCUAUGCAGACUACCUAAGCAAUAGCAACAAGCACAAAGAGGCGGCGCUAGCCUACGAAUACCUCAACGACCACGCCUCAGCCUGGCCAUGCUACCGCUCAGCCAAUCUCUGGCAAGAAGCGCUAUCCUCCGCCACUCUCGCCGGUGUAUCUACAGAGGAAAUCACUUCGAUCGCGUCCUCCCUAGCCGAAGGCCUGAUAGAAUCAAAAGACUUCCUCCCCGCCUCAACCAUCACCCUAGACUACCUCUCCGACCUCCCAACCGCCGCCCGCCUCCUCUGCAGAGGCAGCUACUUCGCCGAAGCGACCCGCAUCGUGACUCUCCGCCGGCACCCCGACCUCAUCACCUCGGUCAUCGACCCCGGCCUCAUCGAGCGCAGCGCAGACAUGACCGAGUUCCUCGCCGACAUGAAAUCCCAGCUCCUCGCCCAAGUGCCCCGGCUCCGCGACCUGCGCACAAAGAAAGCCGAAGACCCCAUGGCGUUUUACGAGGGUCUCGACGACGCCGCGGGCGUGAAUAUCCCCGAUAACAUCUCCCUCGCCCCCACGGACACUACCUCCGGUGGGACGUUCAUGACGCGCUACACUAACGCGACUGGCACGGUUAAUACAGCCACCACGCGCCGCACGAGCAAGAACAAACGCCGCGAGGAGCGCAAACGCGCCCGCGGUAAGAAGGGCACGGUGUACGAGGAGGAGUACCUCACGAAUUCCAUCGAGCGCCUCAUCGAGCGCAUAAACGGCAUGCAGGACGAGAUGCAGAGGCUGGUCGAGGGGCUGGUUAAGAGGGGUAUGCGCGAGCGGGCUGCGGCGGUGGAGACGGCGGUUGGUGAGGUGCUGGAGGGGUGUCGGAAGGCGGUCGCGGAGAUGUAUACGCCGCUUUCUGCUACGCCGACUGAGGGGGUGGAUGCUGCGGGAGGAGGUGAGGGGGAUGGAGAGUUGAGGCCGAGGGGUGGGGAUGCGACGCUUUGGGAUAGUGUGCAGGAGGUGGGGAGGAGGAGGGAGGCGCCUGUUGUUAGGGCGUUUGAGAGGCUGAGUCUGUUGGGCUAG